AUGGCGCUGUUUCUGACCUGGCUCCUCCUCUUUCUCUCCGUUCCGCAAGUCUUUGCCCACAUCGAGCGCCGGGCAGAGUCGCAAUGGCCACUGCACGAUGACGGUCUGAACAAGGUCGUCCAGUGGGACCAUUACAGUUUUCAACUGAACGGCGAGAGGAUAUUCCUCUUCUCUGGCGAAUUCCACUACUGGCGCAUUCCCGUACCUGAACUAUGGAUCGAUAUCCUCCAGAAGAUCAAAGCUGCAGGCUUCACCGCGUUCACUUCUUACUUGAAUUGGGCGUACCACGCGCCAAACAACGAGACCCUGGACUUUUCAACGGGCGCUCAUGAUUUCACGCCCCUCUUCAAGAUUGCGAAGGACCUGGGCCUCUACGUGUUCGUCCGUCCGGGUCCGUAUAUAAAUGCCGAAACAAAUGCCGGUGGCUUUCCUCUCUGGCUGACUACAGGUGCCUACGGGACUCUGCGAAACAAUGACACCCGGUACACGGCAGCGUGGACGCCGUAUUUCUCCAAUGUCUCCCAGAUCACGAGCCAGUACCAGAUCACAAAGGGCCAGAAUGUGAUUGCGUACCAGAUCGAGAAUGAAUACGGAGAGCAGUGGAUUGGAGACCCGUCGAAGAGGGAUCCUAAUGAGACUGCGAUCCAUUAUAUGGAACUCCUCGAGGCCAAUGCCCGUGCUAACGGCAUUGACGUCCCUCUGACUGCCAAUGAGCCGAACAUGGGUUCCAUUUCCUGGGGAAAGGAUUGGUCAAACGCCGGUGGGAAUGUUGAUAUUACGGGUCUUGACUCUUACCCUUCGUGCUGGACCUGCGACUUGAGCCAAUGCACCAGCGUCAAUGGUGAAUAUAUCCCCUUCCAAGUGGUCGAUUACUACGAUUACUUCCUGGAGACCCAGCCGACGAUGCCAUCCUUCAUGCCCGAAUUCCAGGGAGGAUCGUACAAUCCGUGGGGUGGACCUGAGGGUGGAUGUCCCGACAACACCGGACCAGAUUUCGCGAAUGUGUUCUAUCGAUGGAAUAUUGGUCAGCGCGUCACAGCCAUGAGCCUGUACAUGCUUUACGGAGGCACCAACUGGGGCUCCAUUGCGACUCCAGUGACGGCUACGAGUUACGAUUACUCAUCCCCGAUCUCAGAAGACCGCUCGAUCGGUGCGAAAUUCUACGAGACCAAGCUGCUCGCCCUCUUCACUCGGUCUGCGCCAGACCUGACCGUAACGGACUUGAUUGGUAACGGGACCCAGUACACCACGAAUGCUGCGGUAAAGGCAUACGAGAUCCGAAACCCUAACACCAACGCCGGGUUCUACGUGACCAUUCAUACUAACUCGUCGCUCUCGACGACUGAGACUUUUCAGUUACAUGUAAACACUUCAGCGGGGUCCUUGACUGUCCCAAGACACGGUGGGGCCAUCAAGCUGGAUGGACACCAGUCGAAGAUCCUUGUGACAGACUUUGCGUUUGGCAACGAAACUCUCUUAUACUCGACUGCUGAGGUCCUGACAUACGCGGUUCUUGACGGUGUUCCCACGCUUGCUCUCUGGGUGCCAACUGGUGAAUCGGGCGAGUUCUCUGUGAAAGGGGCAAAGUCUGGAUCCGUGAAGCGCUGCCAGGGCUGUUCCGGUGUCGGCUUCUAUCCGGAGAAUGGCGGCGUCACUGUGACUUUUACGCAAGCUGAGGGUAUGAGUGUUGUCGAACUGGACAGUGGAUCACGGAUCUUGCUGCUAGAUAGGACGUUUGCCUAUCUGUUCUGGGCACCCUCGCUGAGCAACAAUCCGUCUGCUCCGGAGAACGAAAGCGUCCUGGUUCAAGGUCCUUACCUCGUUCGCACGGCUGCCAUUUCUGGGUCGACAAUCUCCUUGACUGGAGAUUCUACCAAUGCGUCGACGACGCUGGAGGUAUUUGCGCCGCAGAACGUCGAUACAGUCGCAUGGAACGGCAAGAAACUCAAGACAUCGAAAACCGCCUAUGGAAGUCUCCAAGGCUCGCUUUCUGGACCUCCUUCGGUGAAGCUGCCUCCACUGAAUGGCUGGAAAUGGAACGACAGCCUUCCAGAAAGAUUCCCAGGCUACGAUGAUUCUGGCGCUGCAUGGAUUGAUGCCAACCACAUGACGACUCCGAACCCUAGUCCUCCAGCAACGCUUCCUGUUCUGUACGCGGAUGAGUAUGGAUUCCACAACGGCGUCCGCCUUUGGCGUGGUUACUUCAAUGGAACCGCGACAGGCGUCUUCUUAAACGUUCAAGGAGGAUAUGCCUUUGGCUGGUCUGCCUGGCUCAAUGGGCAAUUCCUAGGCUCGUAUCUUGGUGACGCCUCUCAGGAACAGGGCAAUCUCACCCUGUCGUUCAAGAACGUCACCGUCAACGACUCCUCGCCGAACGUCCUCCUCGUCGUGCAUGACGAUACCGGCCAUGACGAAACCACCGGUGCCCUGAACCCGCGCGGUAUCCUCCAAGCCAGUCUGCUGUCCCCCGACAACACGACGCAAUUCAGCCACUGGCGUGUGGCCGGCACUGCGGGCGGCGAGUCCAACCUGGACCCCGUCCGGGGCGCCUACAACGAAGACGGGCUGUACGCCGAACGCGUGGGGUGGCAUCUCCCGGGUUUCGACGACCGCGCCUGGGCGAGUUCAUCGGCCGGCAGCAGCAGCCUCAGCUUCUCCGGCGCAGGGAUCAGAUUCUACCGGACGGUGGUGCCGCUGAACAUCCCCGCGGGCGUGGACGUGUCCAUCUCCUUCGUCCUCUCCGCUGCCGGGUCAAGUCCGUCAGCGAAGGCAUUCCGCGCGCAGCUGUUCGUCAACGGGUACCAGUACGGCCGGUUCAACCCGUACAUCGGCAACCAGAUCGUGUUCCCCGUGCCGCCGGGCGUGCUGAACUAUAGGGGCGACAACACCAUCGGCCUCGCGGUGUGGGCGCAGACCGAGGCCGGGGCCAGCAUCAGCGUCGACUGGAAGAUCAACUACGUUGCGGAGAGUUCGCUGGACGUGACGUUUGAUGGCAGUGCGCUGCGGCCGGGUUGGUCGGCUGAGAGGUUGAAGUAUGCGUGA
Rasamsonia emersonii CBS 393.64 is the source of this 3042-nucleotide messenger RNA. Its product is annotated as beta-galactosidase. Bases 1 to 3042 code for a protein of 1013 amino acids. The record is from RefSeq and is a predicted model, not a curated record. The transcript has 6 exons. Gene Ontology annotation, biological process: carbohydrate metabolic process. Gene Ontology annotation, molecular function: beta-galactosidase activity. Gene Ontology annotation, cellular component: vacuole. NCBI's taxonomy places the organism in Eukaryota, Fungi, Ascomycota, Eurotiomycetes, Eurotiales, Trichocomaceae.